Molecule: messenger RNA, 4623 nt
Organism: Entelurus aequoreus (snake pipefish)
Lineage: Eukaryota; Metazoa; Chordata; Actinopteri; Syngnathiformes; Syngnathidae
Gene: phka1a
Product: phosphorylase kinase, alpha 1a (muscle)
Exons: 33
Coding region: 284-4075 (1263 amino acids)
Biological process (GO): glycogen metabolic process
Cellular component (GO): phosphorylase kinase complex
Molecular function (GO): calmodulin binding
Source: RefSeq, a predicted model, not a curated record
AUGUACUAUAGUGAAGUGUUAUCAUGUAGUUUUACAGCCAUGACCGUUAACAUCCAUAUGGACGCUUGAAAUAACGCUUUUAUUUUGGAGGUAACUCUACACAUCCGCUUUUCCCUGGCUUCCUGUUGUCAACUUUUGCUUACUGUUUAUCACCCAGUCUACAGGACUCCCCCGUGGAAGUUCUUUUUUUUAACCACUUUAGAGGGAAGAAAUGACUUUGCAUCUGGGAAAUUAACAAUCUGGUUGACUGUUUACAAGCGUGCUUCCCACAAAGCUUGUCACCAUGAGAAGCAGGAGCAACUCGGGCGUGAAAUUGGACAACUAUGCCCGCAUAGUACAUCAAACUAUCCUGCAGCACCAGGAUCCCGUCACAGGCCUCCUACCUGGCAGCAGCGACCAGCCGGACGCUUGGGUCCGAGACAAUGUUUACAGCAUCUUGUCCGUGUGGGCCCUCAGCCUGGCCUACAGGAAGAACGCUGACCGGGACGAAGACAAGGCCAAAGCCUACGAACUGGAGCAGAGUGUAGUGAAGCUAAUGAGAGGAAUCCUGCAGUGCGUAAUGAGGCAGCUGGAUAAAGUGGAGAAGUUCAAGUACAGUCGCAGCACGUCCGACUCUCUCCAUGCUAAGUACAACACCAGCACUUGCGCAACCGUGGUUGGCGACGACCAAUGGGGUCACCUGCAAGUGGAUGCCACCUCGCUCUUCCUGCUCUUCCUUGCCCAGAUGACAGCGUCUGGUCUUCAUAUUGUCUACACUCAGGAUGAGGUGGACGUUGUGCAAAACCUUAUGUUCUACAUCGAGGCGGCUUACAAAGUGGCUGAUUAUGGAAUGUGGGAAAGAGGGGACAAAACCAACCAGGGCAUCACUGAGAUCAACGCCAGCUCCAUAGGCACUGCCAAGGCAGCUCUGGAGGCACUAGACGACCUCAAUCUUUUUGGAGCCAAAGGUGGACCCGGAUCGGUGGUUCAUGCUCUGGCUGACGACAUCCAGCACUGCCAGUCCAUCCUGACCUCCAUGCUCCCAAGAGCAUCCAUCUCCAAAGAGGUGGAUGCCGGCAUCCUGGCCAUCAUCUCUUAUCCCGCAUUUGCUGUGGAGGACAUGAGCAUCGUCAACAUGACCAAGGAAGAGAUCAUCUCCAAGCUGCAGGGUCGCUACGGCUGCUGCAGGUUCCUCCGAGAUGGACACAAAACCCCAAAAGAGGAUCCCAAUCGUCUGUAUUACGAGUCAGCCGAGCUGAAGUUGUUUGAGAACAUUGAGUGCGAGUGGCCGCUCUUCUGGACCUACCUCAUCCUGGAUGGCAUUUUCAUCAACAGUCCGGAGCAGGUGCAGGAGUACCAGGAGGCUCUGGAGGGCAUCCUGAUCAAGCAGAAGGACGGAAUACGACUGCUACCGGAGCUCUACAGUGUCCCACCGGAUAAAGUGCAGGAGGAGUACAUGAAUCCUCACACAGUGGAGAGGAUUCCAAUGGGAAAGUGUCCCCUGAAGUGGGGACAGUCUCUGUACAUCCUGGGAAAGCUUCUGUCUGAGGGUUUUCUUGCCCCUGGAGAGAUCGACCCUCUGAAUCGCCGCUUCUCCACCAUCCCCAAGCCGGAUGUGGUGGUACAAGUGUCCAUUCUGGCCGAGACAGAGGAGAUUAAAGAGCUGCUGUUGAAGAACGGUAUCGACGUGGAGAUGGUGGCUGACAUCCACCCAAUUCACGUGCAGCCUUCAAGGGUGCUCAGCCACAUCUACGCCCGACUUGGUCGGAACCCGAGGCUCGGUCUGACAGGACGGCCCUACAGGAGGAUCGGCGUGCUGGGAACCUCCAAGUUCUAUAUCAUCAGGAACACCAUCUUCUCAUUCACGCCUCAGUUCCUGGACCACCAGCAGUUCUACCUGGCUUUGGACAAUAAAAUGAUCGUGGAGAUGCUGAGGACAGACAUUUCCUACCUGUCGUCCAGGUGGAGGAUGACGGGAAGGCCCACUGUCACGUUCCCCAUCUCGCAGACGAUGCUGACCGAAGACCACACAAACCUGGACCCCGCUGUGCUGGCGACGCUGAAGAAACUACAAGACGGCUACUACGGAGGAGCGAGGAUUCAGACGGGGAAGCUGUCGGAGUUCUUGACCACUUCCUGUUUUGCUCACCUCAGCUUCUUGGAUGGUAAGGUUUUGGGCAGCAUGGGCCAUGACGAGGAGUAUGAUGGUGAUGAUGGAACGGGUGACGGCGAGGGAUACGUGCAUGAGUUGCGCAAUGACGAUGAGGCUGAUGACCUCGCCCAGUACCUGGACCACCUCUUGGCCCACUCGGCCCCCAAAAAGCCCAAACUGAAGGCAGGCGGGCUGGGGAAGUUCAAGGCCGUAGCAACUAAAACAAAAGAGAUGGUGACCCUGAUGAACAAAGCACAGGAACUCAACGUGCAAGAAGUCAACAUGUACCUGCCCAAUAAGCUGUUUCGCUCCCAUCAGCCAUCACUCAAUCUGAACCUUCCGGACUCUUCCGCACCGCCAGACACUCAGGUCCCAGAGGUGACUGUGACGUCACAUAGUGGCGUGCCACGGGAUGCCAGCGGAGCCAUCAAUUAUGAGGCACUGGUUAUGCUCCUGAAAGGCACGCAGAGUCUGCAGGACCAAGCUGACAUCCUCUACAUCCUCUUCAAGGACAAGGGCAUGGAGUGGGAUACGCACUUACACGGCAAAGGCAUCACGGUGCGUUCGCUGCUCACUGACCUGUAUGAGAAGGCGGGUGAGCUGAAAGACUGGGGGCUGAUCAGGAUGACAUCCGGAAUGCUGAGGAAGAAGGUGGAGGAGCUGGACUCGGCCUGCUCAGACUUGCUGGCCCACCAAAAGCACCUCACUGUGGGUCUUCCCCCUGAGCCUCGAGAGAAGACGAUCACCGCUCCCAUCCCUCCGGACGAACUGGCGCUGCUCAUCGACGAGGCCAGCGACAACAACAUCAGCGUGGCCAUACUCACCCAGGAGAUCAUGGUGUACCUGGCCAUGAGCAUCAGGACACAGCCCAACCUGUUCAGUGAGAUGUUUCGGCUCCGCAUCGGGCUCAUCAUCCAGGUCAUGGCUACGGAGCUCGGCCAGUCGCUGGACUGCUCUGGGGAGGAGGCCACUGAGAACCUGAUGAGUCUAAGCCCUUCGGAGCUGAAGAACCUCCUCCACCACAUCCUGAGUGGCAAGGAGUUUGGCGUUCAGCGCAGCGUGCGAGACUCGGAGGCCGGCGUCAGUCCCGCCAUUUCCAUCCAUCACCUUGGCAACGUGGGCGCCACCAAGAGCGAGAGGGCCGGAAUCAGCAAGCUCAAAAGCGACAUGAAGAUGCUGGAGCACAGGAUGUCUCUGACAGGGCUCAGUAAGGUGAUGAUGCCAUGCGUGGGUGCUAAUUCACCGUUUAAUGACAGUUUGUUUUUGUUGCAGGCGGAUCGUAGAGUGUCUUUGACAGACGCAGUCAAGAGCCUUCGAUCUCAUUCACUGGACAUCAGCAACAUCGAGUCAGGGAGGUACAGACUUCCAUCCAUAGAGUCGCUGGACAUUCCGGAGAGCGUCUCGGUGGCAAAGGACACCAGACAUGGACAGUGGCUGCGCAGGAGGCGCCUGGAUGGCUCGCUGAACCGAGUACCGAUCGGCUUCUACCAGAAAGUCUGGAAGAUUCUGCAGAAAUGUCACGGUCUGUCGAUUGAUGGCUUUGUCCUUCCUUCGUCCACCACCAGAGAGAUGACCCCAGGCGAGAUCAAGUUCUCCGUCCACGUGGAGACGGUGCUGAACCGUGUCCCGCAGCCCGAGUACCGCCAACUGCUGGUGGAGGCCAUCUUGGUGCUCACUAUGCUGGCCGACGUCGACAUCCCCAGCAUCGGUUCCAUUAUCCACGUCGAGAAGAUCGUACAGCUGGCCAACGAGAUGUUCUGCCAGGACCAGAAAGACCUCGGAGCAGAGGAGCACAUCCUGGAACGCGAUCCGUCCACCGGCGUCUACAUGCUGCUGUACGACAGCGCCCCCAGCGGCCGCUUCGGGAGCAUGACCUACCUCACCAAAGCGGUGGCGGCGUACGUGCAGGACUUCCUGCCUAGCGGUUCCUGCGCUGUACAGUGAGUUUAAAACAUUGACUAAGUUCCUGUUAAGCAUCCUAGUCUCUGUCACCUCCACCAAUGUUCUUCUUUGGUCACAGCCGGUGCUAACACGUCAUUGCUUAAAAGCACAUGCUGGAGGAUGUUCAAACACUGAUUUAGUUUAUUGUUUUAUUUAUCUUACAGUCCUCAAAUGAGUGCCUAACUCAUUAAAGCACUCAUUUAAACUCACGUUUUAAAGAUACAUGAACCUUUAAUAAUGCUGAGUUCAUCUUUAAAAAUGUUUUUUUACAGUUGUAUGAGAGACUUAAUGGGAGCACGUUUUUGUGAUAUUAAAACAAAUUAUUUUAAUUAUAGAAAGUUAAGUGUAGUUUACACAUAUAUUUGUCAAGGUUAGUUGUGAAUGCAGUGAAUGUUUUCAUAUAUUUGUGGCCGAGAGUCAUCAGUUUGCUGCUGUAAGAGAUUGUUUAUCUGGUUUAUUUUGUUCAACUCGAGGCGUAUUGUUGUGAUUUAGCUCUACAGACGUAAUAAAAUUAAUUAUUUUGGCAAACAUAAAAGACAAUUUUAGCAUUU